AUGACGUCGGCCUCUUCACUUUUUGUCCCUAUCGGGGCGGGAGCUUGUCUCCUUGCCGUUAUGACGGCUCUCAUCACUAUCGGAUCCAUCGUCAACGACAUUGACUCGAUGAGAGACGAGAUCCUCUCCGGAAUGACUGAGUUCAAGGUCACCGCCGAUGAUACGUGGGAGCGCCUGCUCACUGUGCAAACUGCCCCAUCAGGAAAGACGGACGCGUCACCGGCUUUCGCCACUUUCGUUCGUGAACGCCGUAUGGCUCGCCAUCGCCGUGAGGAUUAUGGACAAUGCCAGUGCCACGCCAAAUCCGCUGGCUGCCCAACUGGACCCCCAGGACCACCUGGUUUCCCCGGACCUCGCGGAGACCAAGGACCCUCUGGAGACCGUGGACGUGACGGAACUCCCGGAGUUGUCUUGGCUGUCACCUUUGACUUCCCUGGCGGUUGCAUUCAGUGCCCAGCUGGCCCACCUGGCCCACCUGGAGACGAUGGAGCAGAAGGGUUGCCCGGAUUUGACGGUAUGCGCGGAGAGUGCGGAGCUGCUGGACUCGAUGGAGAGUGUGGAGCGCCAGGACCCGAAGGAGAACAAGGACAACCAGGAAUGCCCGGAUUCGACGGAUUCGAGGGACCAACUGGACAAGACGCUUACCAAGGAGCCCCCGGAGAGGCUGGACCACAAGGAGAUAUGGGAGCUCCAGGAGAGGAGGGACAACCAGGUCUUGCCGGAGAGAAGGGAACCGACGGAACUCCAGGAACCGAUGGACCACUUGGACCCUCCGGAAGAAAGGGACAAGACGGACAGAACGGACUCGAUGGACUCCCAGGAAAGAACGGAGACCACGGAGUCGAUGCCAACUACUGUCCUUGCCCACCCAAAUCCAAUGACGCUCCACCACCAGCACGCCCACAAGCGCGACCAGCUCAGCGAGGAGGUCAACAGCGACCCGCACCCACCCCAAGCCACCAUCAACCCCCACCACCACAGCAGAGCUACGGAGCCGCCGCUUCGCCAAGAAACGAGGACGGAUACGAUGCUCCACGUGUCCCACAAGACUACGCACACCCAGCCGCCGCUCAGCGACAAGACUACGGUGGCUCAGCCGCCCCACCACAGUCGGGCAGCUACUACCGCCGUCGUCGCUUCCAG
Mesorhabditis belari is the source of this 1143-nucleotide messenger RNA. NCBI's taxonomy places the organism in Eukaryota, Metazoa, Nematoda, Chromadorea, Rhabditida, Rhabditidae. The record is from the annotation of a GenBank genome assembly.